UGUUGUUUAAUGAAAAUACGUUGCAUUAUUAUGGUGUGUUGGUGGUAGAAUUAGCGUUAACCAGGGCCGCGACGAGGACGCUUCUAUCAUGUAUUAAUUAUUGGCAUUGUUAUUGUAAAUUUUAUGGUAUGGAUUUAAAAACAAAAACAGUGGAGCUGAAUGGAAAGGAGGUAAUACUACAAAUAUGGGAUACUGCAGGUCAGGAGAGAUUCCAUAUAAAUAUUACUUCCUGUUUCAGAGAUACAGCAGGGAUCAUAAUGGUGUAUGACAUGACAGACGAGAAGUCAUUUGAGUACCUUAAUAGUAGCAAUUGUGUACACAACGUUCAGGAAAACACAAGUGAAGAUGUUCAAAAGGUGUUGCUUGCAAACAAAUGUGACCUGGACGACAAACAGAUGGUGUGCAAGGAGAAGGGGGAAUCGUUUGCACAAGAAAAUGGCAUGAAGUUUUUUGAGACAAGUGCAAAGACAAACAUCAAUGUAGAUACUGCUAUCUUGACAUUAUUAGAAGACAUUUUCGAAAAGAUGCCACGUAAAAAAGCUACAAAACCGAACCCAAGUGUUCAAGCAGCUGAACCGGAAUCCGUAGCUGUGACGACACUAGCAAAACCAGUUCCAACCAACUCCGACACUGACCUGUUACGGCGGGAAAUACAAGCAUUGGCGAGUGAGACUAAAGGCAAGCUGGACGAAGUGCUAAAAAAUCAGAGGUGUUUACUUACCAGAAUGGAUAAAAUUGAAGCCAAACAGAUGGAUAUGGAACGGUCAGUCAUGUUUUUAUCAGAUACUAUUGAUGAUCUGCUAAAGAAAAAUAAAGUUCUUACUAGUGAGUAGUAACAUCAACGAGCUAGA
Messenger RNA from Anneissia japonica, 851 nucleotides. RefSeq names its product ras-related protein Rab-10-like. Bases 129 to 833 code for a protein of 234 amino acids. The transcript is spliced from 6 exons. Gene Ontology annotation, molecular function: GTPase activity; GTP binding. Lineage: Eukaryota; Metazoa; Echinodermata; Crinoidea; Comatulida; Comatulidae. The record is from RefSeq and is a predicted model, not a curated record.